AUGGAGCAAGUUGAUGUUACUGUUGUCGGAGGAGGACCUACGGGCCUCUUUGUCGCCCUCCUCCUUCAAUCUAUGGGAGUCUCAGUGCGGGUUCUAGACGAGAAGCCUUCAACACUAAGUUUAGGUCGAGCUGAUGCUCUCAACGCUCGCACUCAGCAAUACUUUGAGGUUGCAGGCAUCUUGGAUGAACUACUACCAGUUGGUCUCAAAUGCAAUACAAGUUCAACAUUUAAAGAGGGCAGUUUCAAGUCCCGUCAGAAUGAGUGGUGGGUUGGAAUUGAGCAUGCCCUUCACAAGAACUUUCUCAUGAUAGGGCAACCUGUCGUUGAACAGGUCAUGCGCAAUCGCCUCGCCGACUCAGUCAGCUACAAUCAGCACGUCACAAGCAUUGUUGAGGAUGAGGAAUUUGUUGAGGUUACCACAAAUUCCGGGCACAAGGUCCGCAGCAAGUAUGCGGUCGGCGCUGAUGGUGCACGAUCCUUUGUGAGAAACACCUUGGGCAUUAGCUUCACAGGUACCAAGCCCGAGAUGACCUGGGCGGUUCUGGAUACUUUUCUGGCUACUGAUUUUCCUGUUUGCUCUGAAAUCAUCACCUUUGAGCUAGAUGGGGAGUCUCGUGUAGCGUGGAUCCCUCGUGAGAGGGGAAUGUCCCGUUUCUAUGUCCUCUUGAAAGGUGAAAUCAGUCAGCAGUUGGCUGAAGAUUCAAUCAGACAGCAUCUCGCUCCUUACCGAGUUGAGUUCCCAGAAACAGAAUGGUUCAGCACGUUCACUGUGAAGGAGAGACUUGCCGGAGAUUUUAUCUCAAAGAAUGGCCACGGCAGGAUCAUACUUGCAGGAGAUGCCGCACACGUCCAUUCAGUCAAUGGUGGUCAAGGCUUGAAUACGGGUGUUUCCGAUGCCUUUGCCCUAGCCUGGCGCCUAGCUUUCCUAGCAAAGCCGUCUAAACUAACUGCCGAAGCAAGAGAUGACAUUCUACGCAGCUAUGAUAUCGAACGAAAAUCUACAGCUGCCCAAGUCAUUGGAGUGGCUGCGGCAUUGGUCCGAGAUACGAUACACACCGCCAAGAAAUACGUAUCCACCAUUGAGCGGAAUGCCGGAUUUAUUACAGGUAUGGGAGUCGAUUAUGGGCAGUUUUCCACUCCCCUUGUGCAAGGCGUUGAGCAUGGAAUUUGGAAGCCAGGGUAUCGCUGUCCUGACGUAAUUAUUACUAAAGGAUCUGGCGAAGCCACGCGGCUUUAUUCAAACGUGUCGUACGGAAACUUUAUUGUCUUAUCAAUCGGAACGCAUCUCGGUACUCAACCGGUCUCGGCUACCAUCUAUACCAUUCUACCCACGGAGACGGCCGGUGGCACUCAAGAAUGUAACGAGGGUAAGGAUUGGGAUAAAACCUUCACUGCUGAUUGGGUUGAGGCAAAUACUUCACAUGUUGUGGUAGUCCGGCCCGAUAUGUACAUCGGCUGUGUAAGCAAUGGGGUUAAGGAUGAGGCUUGGAGAGCCUAUUUGGAACAGUAUGACAUCAAGUCUCAAUAG
Molecule: messenger RNA, 1530 nt
Organism: Fusarium sp. VM40
Lineage: Eukaryota; Fungi; Ascomycota; Sordariomycetes; Hypocreales; Nectriaceae
Source: the annotation of a GenBank genome assembly